Molecule: messenger RNA, 1728 nt
Organism: Westerdykella ornata
Lineage: Eukaryota; Fungi; Ascomycota; Dothideomycetes; Pleosporales; Sporormiaceae
Exons: 2
Coding region: 240-1670 (476 amino acids)
Source: RefSeq, a predicted model, not a curated record
AUUUAUCACAACGGAUCAAAUCACACCGGUAUUGUGUACUCCAAACUUACCGCCUCCACUUCCACGACCAGCGCUUAGUGGACCUCAAUCGCCCUCUACCUUCGUUUGGUGCGUCGCAUAUUAUUCUUAGGCUUUUCUUUCAGCGGUACCGGUGUGCACUGGUUCAGCGGCCUCAAAGGGCAUAUACCGAGCAGUAGCCCUUAUCACCAUCGAAAUACGUGGUGAACAUUUCCCUUAAUAUGGAUUGGGACGAACGGGCAGAGCUUGCACAUGACAUGUUGUGCGACGAGUGGUUCAGCAAAUUUCGAGCACAACGAGGCCUGCCUAUUGCCAACUGGGUCUCUUCUUUCCGUAGUGGCCAUCCAAGCGAGGUUGUUGAGGACCACUGUGGUUCCUUCAACUGGAGCUGCCGCGUACGCUUCAAAGACGGCGUGGAAUGGCUAGUACGAUUUGCCGUGCCUGGAAGAGUUAUGGACGGAGACGAGAAGCUACGUCGAGAAGUCGCAGUAAUGUGCUUGGUUAGGGAGAAAACAAAGAUCCCUGUGCCCAAGGUUUAUGCUUGGGGACUGUCAAAAGACAAUGCUCUAGGGUUAGGGCCGUUUAUCAUGAUGGAUUACAUUGCGGGCGGCGAGUCCCUCGGUCAUCUUUGGCGAGAAGGCCCUGAGACACGGAUACUAAGAUCCGAUAUCAGCGAACGGGACCUGCGCACUGUGUAUCGCCAGAUAGCGGGUUUCUAUCUCGAACUAGCAGAGUUGGAGUUUCCCAAUGUUGGGUCUCUAUCAAUCGGGGACGAUCUAAGUAUCCACGCGGACUUGGGGCCGCUAACGCUUAAAAUGCAAGAGAUAGAGGCGCAUGGAGGAGUCAAAGUUGGAGGCAAUCGCUCGACCACAUUUCCAUCCGUGAGAGCAUACUUCAACUACGUCGCUGAGCAAGAUAUGGACCAUUUGUGCGAGCAGCCCAACUCAGUCGACAACGCUGAUGAUGCUCGGGCUAAAUACAGAUUCCGCCACCAGGUUAAUGCCAUCAUUCCACACUUCAUCGUUGACGAUGAUGCAACUGCUUUCAGACUAAUCUGUGACGAUUUUCGCUACGGGAACAUGAUAGUCAACAAUGCAAGAGAACUCAAGAUAAUCGCGGUAAUAGACUGGGAGUGGGCAUACGCAGCACCGUACCAGAUGUUCUACUCAGCGCCACGAUGGCUCCUAAUGAAGAGCCCAAUCUUCUGGCCAACACACAACGGUCCUGAGUAUCAGCGAUACAACGCAUGCCUAGAAAUCUUUCUCGACGAGCUUAAACGCGAGGAGAUCGAGCGAGAUAAGGUUACGCCGCAGCAUGGACUUCAGGAUAGACUUUCUGACCUCAUGCGGAAGUCUAUGAGCGACGGCAAGUUCUGGUUCCACGAAUUGAUGUAUGACUGCUUUACAGCUGCCGACAAUCCAGCUUGGAAGGCUAUUUGCGAUAUCUGCCCUAACACUGAUGAGCUCGCCACUAUCUCAGAGCCGGAGCUUGAAGAGUUCGUUGAGAGGAAAAUGAAGCAAUUAUCGGCGUAUAGGGCGGAGUGGAGCGCGAUAAAGGCAAGGAUCGAUCGCGAACAGGCUGAAUUGAAUGAAAAGGUACCGCAGAUGGGGUUGGAGGAUUUGAGCGCUAGCGGAUGUGGUACGGAGUCGUGAUGUGAACUGUAGUUGGAUAGUUGGGGUCGGAAUAUAUUUCAGUCAGAGCGCAUUCCCC